Messenger RNA from Helianthus annuus (common sunflower), 2741 nucleotides. RefSeq names its product wall-associated receptor kinase-like 6. Gene Ontology annotation, biological process: cell surface receptor signaling pathway; protein phosphorylation. The record is from RefSeq and is a predicted model, not a curated record. Gene Ontology annotation, cellular component: plasma membrane. Bases 280 to 2607 code for a protein of 775 amino acids. Gene Ontology annotation, molecular function: protein serine/threonine kinase activity; ATP binding; polysaccharide binding. Lineage: Eukaryota; Viridiplantae; Streptophyta; Magnoliopsida; Asterales; Asteraceae. The transcript has 4 exons.
CAUGAAACCUAUACAACGAUUUCUCCCUACGUGGCCAACAACGUGGUAUGCUGGCAUGGCUUGUUUUUUAUUUUUAUAAACCCCACUCUCCCCACUCUCUCUCCCCCCCUCUCUCUCUAACACCACCAGCACCAUCAACUCCACCACCAACGCCAUCGUCAACUCCACCACCAAGAUAUCCAACUUCAUUUUCUAAUGUAAACCUUAACUUUAGAUUCAAUCCCCAAACUUAUCGAUCCAAUUCUCUUCAUCAUCUACCAGCUUCAUGACCCACACACCAUGAACAACCUUUCACCUCAAUCACCCUUGACCACCACCGAUCACACCUUCUCCCAUCCGCCCUCCCCCUCAGGCGACGAAAUCACAGAACAAACAUGGUACGGCCACAUCCAGUACCACCUCAACAUCUCUGCCAUCGGCACCAUCACCUGCCUCCUCAUCUUCCUCUUCGUCAAGCUCUGCAGCGACCACCGCCACUGCGGCGCAGAUGCUGCUCAAUUUCUUCAAAUUGAAGGAGUUUCAAAAUACGCCAAGACAGGGUGCAACGAUACGUGUGGGAACAAUGUGACGAUUCCAUACCCUUUUGGAAUUGGUGCGGAUUGUUCUGUCAAUGAAUGGUACAUCGUUGAGUGCAAAUCCUCGACGCCAUAUCUAUCUGCACUUAACCACCUGGAAAUCUUGAGGGUGGACUUAAAUAAUCAAACAGUCGUUUUUAAUACGCCAAUAAUCUCUAAUUGCCAAAACUCAGUUCAGAAUAUGAGUCAGAUCAUGAGCAUCGACCUUCAUGGGAGCCCCUUCCUGUUCUGCAGUUAUUACAAUAGAUUUCUUUUUAAUGGAUGUGGUAAUGCGGUUAUGAUGGAUAAAGGGAGUGUGCUCACCGGGUGUUCAACUUCUUGUCUGAAUGAGACUGUUAGUGAAAGAAACAAUGACUGUUUUGGCAUUAGUUGUUGCCAAACGACAAUUCCUCAUUUUAUUAAGUCCUACAGCAUAAAUCUCACGGGUCUGGGCAGAGAUGGAGGUUGUGGGUAUGCCUUCUUGGUGGAUGUCGAUUCGUAUCUAAAAGGAAAAUUUUCUAUCCAAUCUGUUGCAGCUAAUGAUGCUUUGAUUCCAAUGGCCCUUAUGUGGACGCUUCCACAUAGCACCACACUAAAUUGCUGUCGAGGAGCGGCGGAUCAUAUGAAUGUCGAACUGGAUACGGGUAAUGGUACUUUUGUGGAGACUCAGAAAUGUUCCCGUCAUAGAGGCUACAAGGGAAAUCCUUACUUAUUUGAUGGAUGUGAAGUAAUAGAAGACUGUGCAAGCUGCCCUGAUCAUGCCUCAUGUAACUAUGAUAUAAUAUAUGGUGGCGAUGGCUCAAGUGUUAAAGUAAUAAAUUUCAGUUGUGGACCAAACCUGUCUCCAACAAGUUUUGGCAGCAAAUCAUCCAUGGGUAUUAUUCUAGGUGUUAGCAUAAGUGUGGGUGUACUUUUUCUUCUAGCAGCCAGCUAUGCAUUGUACAAGUGGUUCAAGAAAACAAAAGAAAGGAGACAAAGAAAGAGAUUCUUUAAACGAAAUGGCGGUUUACUUUUAAAGCAACAAGAAGAAGCUGACCCGUCUUUAGUUGGCAAGACCAUACUUUUCACAUCAUGUGAGCUAGAGAAGGCGACAGACAACUUCAAUGAGAAUAGAAUUUUGGGUCGUGGAGGACAAGGUACAGUGUAUAAAGGGAUGUUAGCGGAUGGUAGAAUUGUAGCAAUCAAGAAAUCAAAGGUUGUUGAUGAGAGUCAAUUAGAACAAUUCAUCAAUGAGGUGGUUAUUCUAUCCCAGGUCAAUCAUAGAAACGUGGUCAAACUAUUGGGAUGCUGCUUAGAGACAGACGUACCUUUGCUUGUUUCUGAAUUCAUUCCAAAUGGCACCUUGUACGAUCGACUUCACAAGGGAAUAGACGGAAUCCCAAUUUCUUUGAACAUGAGAUUACAAAUAGCUACAGAGGUGUCAGGAGCACUUGCUUACUUGCAUUCAGCAACUUCCAUUCCAAUAUACCAUAGAGACAUUAAAACCGCUAAUAUACUUUUGGAUGAGAAAUACAGGGCAAAAGUUUCGGACUUUGGAACUUCUAGGUUUGUUUCAGUAGAGCAAACCCAUUUGACUACCUUAGUCAAAGGUACGUUUGGCUACCUUGAUCCUGAGUAUUUCCAGUCUAGUCAAUUCACGGAAAAAAGUGAUGUAUAUAGUUUUGGAGUUGUUUUAGUUGAACUCUUAACCGGAGAAAGGCCAAUUUCCCAAAGUAGAAGUGGUGAACAUAAAAGUUUGGCUACACACUUUAUGUUGGCUAUGGAGGAAGGACGCGCUAUGUCCAUAUUUGAUGCAAUGGUGAUCAAGGAAGGUAGUACGGAUGAGCUUAUGAUUGUAGCUAGCCUGGCAAUGCGAUGCUUAAAUUUGAAUGGAAGGUAUAGACCAACAAUGAAAGAAGUAGCAAUAGAGCUAGAAGCUAUACGAAUGUCACACAUUCCCUCUACCGUUCAAACUAAUACCGGACCCAUGGUAUAUGAAAAGAACCUAUCGUUUACAACAUAUACCGAAACAUCUUCAAAAAUGUUGAGUUUGAAUGAUAGCUUUAGCCAGUGACGCAAAACAUUAAGUCAUUAGUUGUUUAGUAAACUUAGGUUGACAUAUGCUUCCACUGUGUGUAAUAUAAUAAAUUUAACGUUGUCGUAGAUGCGUUAAAUUCCAUCACACUUUCUCUUUUGCUUUUGCAAUUA